UCUUACAGACAAAAACUUUCCCGCCAUGUUAAUUCUUUUGGGGGCACAAUCACAUAUUCACAGAAUUACUCACAUUGUUUCGCUUCAUAAAACCCUCUCUCUCUCUCUCUCUCUAAAUGCUCUGGUCUGUAAUCGAAGAUUAGAGGCAGUUUGGUAGUAGCUAAAUAAAGCAUUUGGUCCCCAGCUCAAACCUGGUAUAGGUUGAGAAGCAACAUGGGGAUUCAGGGGCUGUUGCCGCUGCUGAAAUCGAUCAUGGUGCCAAUCCACAUCAAGGAAUUGGAGGGCUCUUGUGUUGCGGUCGACACCUAUUCUUGGCUCCACAAGGGUGCCUUGUCUUGCAGCAGAGAGCUCUGCAAAGGCCUACCCACCACCAGGCACGUUGAAUAUUGCAUGCAUAGAGUGAACCUGCUACGAAAUUGUGGAGUUAAACCUGUCCUUGUAUUCGAUGGAGGUCUUCUGCCAAUGAAGGGUGAACAAGAGAACAAGCGUGCUAGGAUGAGGAAGGCAAAUCUUGCACGUGCUAUUGAGCACGAGACUGAAGGAAAUUCUGCUGCUGCAUAUGAGUGCUACCAGAAAGCUGUUGAUAUUUCACCUCUGAUUGCACGCGAACUAAUCCAGGUGUUGAAACAGGAGAAUGUGUCUUAUGUUGUGGCCCCUUACGAGGCAGAUGCCCAAAUGACCUUCUUGGCAAUAAGCAAACAAGUUGCAGCAGUUAUCACUGAGGAUUCAGAUCUUAUACCAUUCGGUUGUCCCAGAAUUAUCUUUAAAAUGGACAAGUUUGGGCAAGGUGUUGAGUUUCAAUAUUCCAUGCUACAACAGAACAAGGAUCUCAGUUUUGCAGGUUUCACUAAGCAGAUGCUUCUUCAGAUGUGUAUUUUGAGUGGAUGUGACUACUUGCAGUCAUUGCCAGGAAUGGGCCUGAAAAGGGCUCAUGCAUUAAUUAAAAAGUUCAAAAGUUACGACAAGGUAAUUAAGCACUUGAGGUACAGCACUGUUUCUGUCCCUCCAUUAUAUGAAGAAUCAUUCAAGAAAGCAAUAUUGACUUUCCAGCAUCAACGGGUUUAUGAUCCUAUCAAUGAAGAAAUUGUACAUUUGUCCGACAUAUCUGAUAAUGUUGGAGAUGAUUUGGACUUCCUAGGCCCAUUGAUAUCACAACAUACAGCGAAAGGCAUAGCAGAAGGUGAUCUUGAUCCAUUUACCAAAAUGCAGUUUCAGGGAGAGAAUGUGAGUGCUGACAUGGUGCUUUACAAAACAUCCCAACUUAAACAAUUUAAUCCUGAUAGCGUGAGGAAAAAGCUAGAUUUGCCGGUUCAGAAGAAUCUCUUGACUAAGUAUUUCUGCUUUGCAUCCCUUGAAGCAAAGAGAAAAUUCAGGGCCCCUCGAACAUCACCUAAUCAUCCAAUUCCAGAGGAUAACUCUCCUCUUGUUUCCAAGGAAAUUAUCACGUUGGAGGCUGCUGCAUGUAAAACGAACUGCUUGCCAGCAUCCCUGAUUGACUCUGAAAACAUUGGCACUGUUUCUCCUGCUGACAACCCUGUAGAAGAUGGCUUUGUCACUGAAAUUCCAGAAUUUUCAGAAUCUCCAACCCUUGAUAUGGUGUCUGAGACAAGAAGUCCAGAACAAACUCCUCAGCAACCCAGGUAUUCAAUUCAUAAACCUUGUACAACAUUGCAUAAGGAGCAUGAAUGUAAGAAUGUUCCGGAUGCAGUUGAGGGCGAAACAAAGACAGGUACAAGAAAGGUCAUCAUAAGAAGUUCUUACUUUCAGCAUAAGUCUGAAAACCAGAAGGACGUGAACAAUAAACAAGAGAAGGUCAAGGCUGAUGAUGUCGUUGAUAUAUAUGAGAAUACCAUACCCGGGGAUGCUUCUUUCAGAAAUAAUUAUCUUAAGGACAAAGUCAUGAAAAGGAAGACCUCGUCAAAUGACUCUUCUCAAAAAGAAAAUGUGCAACCGAAGCAAAGGCGUACAGAUGCACCUCUUCCCGAUAAUGGUCACUCUGUUCCUGACUUCAACAAAACAUCUACAGAGACAAAAGCUGAAGAAGGAAAAUUUGGAUCUAACAUUUCCCAUUUAAGCCGUUAUUCUGAAAUAGCAGAAAAAUCAAUGGAAAAAUUUGUUUCAGUAAUAUCAUCAUUUAGAUGCUCGUCAUCUGGUUCUCGUGCCAGCGGUCUCCGUGCUCCUCUGAAAGAUGUUCGAAAUACUUGUACCAAAAGUGCACUUUCAUUGAAGGCCAACCAUUGGCAUGGACUUUAGCCAAUUUGCAUAUGUACCAAAGACCCAGAAAACUGAAAUAGCAUCUCGCAGAGAUUGAAUUUGGAUUGUAUUUUGCAUAAUUUUUUCGGGCAGGAUCCAUCUCAGUUGCAACAGGGCUCACUUGCCACAGGGACUUGUUUUAGAUUACUGGAGGCCUUUGCUUACACUGCCACCUGCCUGAUCAUCAAUGUGUUUGUGUUUUUUUUUAAUCAUAUUUCUGUAAUUUUAGACGUUUCUCUUGUUCUUGGGCUAUAAUUUGUGCAAAAUUCUUUCUGGUUGAAACAAAUACAAAAUGAAGUUGAUUUC
Alnus glutinosa is the source of this 2559-nucleotide messenger RNA. Its product is annotated as exonuclease 1. The transcript is spliced from 15 exons. Gene Ontology annotation, molecular function: 5'-3' DNA exonuclease activity; 5'-flap endonuclease activity; metal ion binding. Lineage: Eukaryota; Viridiplantae; Streptophyta; Magnoliopsida; Fagales; Betulaceae. Bases 214 to 2253 code for a protein of 679 amino acids. The record is from RefSeq and is a predicted model, not a curated record.